Messenger RNA from Drosophila sechellia, 6868 nucleotides. It is a transcript of the gene rdgA, whose product is annotated as retinal degeneration A. Gene Ontology annotation, molecular function: ATP-dependent diacylglycerol kinase activity; protein binding. Gene Ontology annotation, biological process: phospholipase C-activating G protein-coupled receptor signaling pathway. Lineage: Eukaryota; Metazoa; Arthropoda; Insecta; Diptera; Drosophilidae. The transcript is spliced from 15 exons. The record is from RefSeq and is a predicted model, not a curated record. Bases 1688 to 5344 code for a protein of 1218 amino acids. Gene Ontology annotation, cellular component: plasma membrane.
AAGUUCUGUAUAUUUGCGUAUAGAAAAUUUAACGAACACUUUGGAAAGCAGGCGAAAUGGAACGGAAUUUCCAAUGAUUUUGCCAAGUUAUUUGAUGAACUAUUAGCACAAAGCCAUCUCAACAUUGAUUUCCAUUUCAAGUCGAUUUGAAACCCCCCUUUGCACUUUCCUACAUUAAAAUUUCUAUCCAAGGAAAAGCGUCCAUUGUGAUAUUUUAAGACUGCAGUCGGCAAAUUGAUUUGCAAUUCAAUUUUGCAACUCUACAAAAAGCCCCCACACAAUUUCUUGUCCUUUCUUCAUUUACUUAGAACAUCAGUUUCUUGCUGAAUUCUUCGCAUCGUUGAAAGAGUUAAAUGAAUUGCGAAUAUAUGUCUAGUUGCUCAAGUAAUUAAAGGGAUUUUUAUAUGUUUUUCAAUGUUUUUAAAAAAUGCCACAAAAACCAUGUAAAACUUCUAUGGAAAUUUCAGUACGUGUGUGUUGGGUGUACACACACCCACACAAAUAUCCGUUCACACGGACACGCUACAUUUAACGGUAAAUCAAGCGUGGACGCCAAAAUUUGAGUAGCGCGUCAAAAACAGAACACAAAACGCACACAAAUCGCGCACAAAACGCUCGCAAUUCGCGCAUAAAACGCGCCCAAAGGAGCGUCGACAAAAAACUGAAAAUAAAAAGGAUAUAAGGCAGAAAGCCGUGGAAAACUUUGACAAUUGACAUGGAAAAUCGGCAAAACCAACAAUUUGUCAGGCCAAUAAAACGCCCACGCUGAAAAAGAGAUUAGUACGCAGACAGGGGAAAAAUAAAAAAAAAAUAAAAAAAUUGAAUAAAAAAAAAAACAGAAAAAAAGUUCCUAGAAAAUCGAGUCACAUUUUUCUGUAUGUAUUUGCAUCUGAUAAGAAUUUAAUUACAAUGCACAUAAACAAAAUGUAUACAAAUGUAUUAAGCACACACGCACACUAAUAGUACUAGCUGUGCGCUAGAGCGAGACAGCAGGCGGGGGGGUGUGAGCGAGAAGGGCAGUUUGAUAUCCAAAUAAGGUUUACUGUUUUAACUACAAACCUGGCGAAUUUGCUGUACUCUUUAAAUUAUUAAAACAAAAUGAGAAAUGUACUUAUUGAAUUAUAAAAUUAAAGGAAGAAUAGGGAAGUUUGUAAAAACAAUAUAUAUAUGAUAUAUAAUAUAUAAUGCAGAAGAAAUAAGCAUUUCAGUUUCGUUUCUAAAGAAUGUCCAAAUGCCUAAGUAUUCCAUAAUAUCCCAUAUAAAUAUAUGCAACUUAUGAGCUAAUUACUGGAUAUAGUGUAUAAAAGCGUAUAAUAACAAGCCGAACCCAAAAACAGAAUCUCUGGGCAAUCUUUUUGCGCCAUAAUGACAGCCGCAGACACGAGAACGGACAGCAGCAGAAGUGGAGGCACAAACCGAAUCGGAUUCGGAAUCGGAUUCAGAAUCAGAAACAGAGUCACCAAAAUCGAAAUCCGCAUCGGAAUCGGAAUGGCGAGAUUGGGAGCUGAAUGCAAAUAAGCAACUGAAGAAAAGAAAAAGAAAGCCGAAAAAAAAGAGUGUUCAGACUACGGCGAAUGUGUAAUGAAGUGGAAGUGAAAUGUAAAGCGUGCAAAGCGAGAAAGCAAGGUAGAAAAAGCGAAAGGAAAAAGGGGAACGGAUGUGGAAAAAAUAAGUCACUGUAUAAACCAUGUUCAUAUCUUAUUUGAACUGUGAUGCCAGCAGCCACAGCAACAACAACAACAGCAGCAGCAGCAACAAUAGUGAUACUUGCAACAACUUGAAUUGCAGCAGCAGCACCAGCAACAUCAGCACUGAAACCAGCGACAGCAACGCGACAACUUGCAGCAGCAGCAUCUGUUGCAACUGCAAUAUCGACGGCUUCAGUGAAGAGAAGUGUGCGAACGGCAGUGAAACUAGCAGCAGCAACAACAUAGUUACCAACUGCAGUUGCAACAAUAUCAGUUGCAGCAGCAGCAGCAACAGUCAGCUUGGAACUAGCAGCAACAGCAGCGAUUGCAACUGUAGCCACGGUGCAGGCACACAAAGUUGCAACUGUAAUUGCAAUAUUUGCAACAAAAUCAACUGCAGCAGCAGCAAUUGCCCCUGCAGCAGCAGCAACAGCAACAACAGCAGCAGCAGCAACACACCCGCAGCAAUUUUCGGAAUGGAGCGAUUGCUGCACGCUGUUCGCGAGGAGUUCCAAACGGAGGAUGAGUACGAGGCCGAGGUGGACGAUGAGGGAAACGCGCUGCACAGGAGCAGCAUCAGCAGUUGCAGCAGCAGCAGCAGCAGCAGCAGUAGCAGCAACAGCAUCAGCUGCAGCUGCAGCAGCGAUGGCAGCAACUCCACCGCAUCGCAGCCUCUGUCGCCGUCGCUGCCGCAGCCACGACGUCGACUUCAGCGCAGCGAUAGUUUCGGUUCCGUUGGGGGCGGUGUGGCGGGGGGCGUGGCCGGCGGUGGGGCAACGGGAGCGGGCGGAGUGCGACGCUUUCGCCGCUCCUCAAUCGGUAUGCAACGGAAGUCGGCCUUCCGCCAGCGGAAGCUCGACUCUUUGGGGGCGUGGCGCCGGAAGAGCAGGCGUACCGCUUCGGCCAGCAACUCCCGCAGACCGAUACGGAUUGUGCCCGAUUGGACGGAGAAUGCCGUGCAGGGCGAGCACUACUGGAAGCCCUCCUCCGCCUCCGGCGAUCUCUGCUGCCUGAACGAGGAGUGCAUUAAAAGCGGCCAACGGAUGAAGUGCUCCGCCUGCCAACUGGUUGCCCACCACAACUGCAUUCCGUUCGUCAACGAGAAGAGCACCCUGGCCUGCAAGCCCACCUAUCGGGAUGUGGGCAUCCGGCAGUACCGGGAGCAGACCACAACCCACCACCACUGGGUGCAUCGCAAGCUGGAGAAGGGCAAGUGCAAGCAGUGCGGCAAGUUCUUUCCUAUGAAGCAGGCGGUGCAAAGCAAGCUAUUUGGGUCGAAGGAGAUUGUGGCGUUGGCCUGUGCGUGGUGCCACGAGAUCUACCACAACAAGGAGGCCUGUUUUAACCAGGCCAAAAUCGGCGAGGAAUGUCGUCUGGGCAACUAUGCGCCCAUCAUUGUGCCGCCAUCGUGGAUUGUGAAGCUGCCAACCAAGGGCAACUUCAAGUCCUCGAUACGCGUGAGCAACAAGAACAAUGCCGCAUCGGGAUCAGGAGGUGGCGGUGCUGGUGGCGGUGCCGGAGGCGGUGGUGGUGGUGGUGGUGGGGGCAAGAGCAAGAAGCAGACGCAACGGCGGCAGAAGGGCAAGGAGGAGAAGAAGGAGCCGCGAGCGUUCAUUGUGAAGCCCAUACCAUCGCCGGAGGUAAUCCCGGUCAUUGUGUUUAUUAAUCCCAAAUCGGGCGGCAAUCAGGGCCACAAGCUGCUGGGAAAGUUCCAGCAUCUGCUCAAUCCGCGACAGGUUUUCGAUCUUACGCAAGGCGGGCCCAAAAUGGGCCUGGACAUGUUCCGCAAGGCGCCCAAUCUGCGGGUGCUGGCUUGCGGUGGCGACGGCACCGUCGGCUGGGUCCUUUCCGUCCUGGAUCAAAUCCAACCGCCGCUCCAGCCAGCUCCGGCGGUCGGUGUCCUGCCGCUGGGCACUGGAAACGAUCUCGCUCGCGCUCUCGGAUGGGGAGGGUCUAUUUUCUUUCAGGGCUACACGGACGAACCGAUCGGGAAGAUACUGCGCGAGAUCGGGAUGUCCCAGUGCGUGCUAAUGGAUCGCUGGCGGGUGAAGGUCACGCCCAACGAUGACGUCACCGAUGACCAUGUCGAUCGCAGCAAGCCCAAUGUCCCAUUGAACGUCAUCAACAACUAUUUCUCCUUCGGCGUGGACGCGCACAUCGCCCUGGAAUUCCACGAGGCACGUGAGGCUCAUCCGGAGCGCUUCAAUUCGCGCCUGCGCAACAAGAUGUACUACGGCCAGAUGGGCGGCAAGGAUCUGAUCCUGCGCCAGUACCGCAACCUCUCCCAAUGGGUGACGCUCGAGUGCGAUGGACAGGAUUUUACCGGAAAACUGCGCGAUGCCGGCUGCCAUGCCGUGCUCUUCCUAAACAUUCCCAGCUAUGGCGGUGGCACCCAUCCAUGGAACGACUCCUUUGGCGCCUCCAAGCCAUCGAUUGAUGACGGACUGAUGGAGGUUGUUGGCCUGACCACCUACCAGCUGCCCAUGCUGCAGGCUGGCAUGCAUGGCACCUGCAUUUGCCAGUGCCGCAAGGCCAGGAUCAUCACCAAGCGCACCAUUCCGAUGCAGGUGGAUGGAGAGGCAUGUCGCGUCAAGCCAUCGGUGAUCGAGAUCGAGCUGCUCAACAAGGCACUGAUGCUGUCCAAAAGGAAGCAAGGACGCGGCGAUGUUCAAGUGAAUCCCCUGGAGAAGAUGCAGCUGCACAUCUUACGCGUGACCAUGCAACAGUACGAGCAGUACCACUAUGACAAGGAGAUGCUCCGCAAAUUGGCCAAUAAGCUGGGCCAAAUCGAAAUCGAAUCUCAGUGCGAUCUGGAGCAUGUGCGCAACAUGCUCAACACCAAGUUCGAGGAAUCCAUCUCCUAUCCAAAGGUCUCACAGGAUUGGUGCUUCAUCGACUCCUGCACCGCUGAGCACUACUUCCGGAUCGAUCGUGCCCAGGAGCACCUGCACUACAUCUGCGACAUUGCCAUCGAUGAGCUGUACAUCCUGGACCACGAGGCGGCCACCAUGCCGCAGACUCCGGACCAGGAGCGCUCCUUUGCAGCCUUCUCGCAGCGGCAGGCACAGAACGAGCGGCGCCAAAUGGAUCAGGCCCAGGGCCGCGGCCCGGGCAGCACCGAUGAGGAUUUGCAAAUUGGCUCCAAGCCCAUAAAAGUGAUGAAGUGGAAGAGCAACAAAGAUCGUUUAUUCAGUUUCAACGAAGAUGUUUUUGGUUGUGGAUUCAGCCCUAUACUGGAGCAAACUUCCGAUGCCAUACUACUAGCAGCCCAGAGCGGCGAUCUCAAUAUGUUACGUGCACUACAUGAACAAGGAUACUCACUACAGUCAGUGAACAAGAACGGACAGACGGCGCUGCACUUCGCCUGCAAAUACAACCACAGGGACAUUGUCAAAUAUAUCAUAGCGAGCGCCACACGACGCCUCAUCAACAUGGCCGACAAGGAGCUUGGACAGACGGCGCUUCACAUUGCCGCCGAGCAGAAUCGCCGCGACAUCUGCGUGAUGCUGGUUGCCGCCGGCGCCCAUUUGGACACUCUUGACUCCGGCGGAAAUACGCCCAUGAUGGUGGCCUUCAACAAGAACGCCAACGAGAUAGCCACCUAUUUGGAAAGUAAGCAGGGGACGCAGCCCGUCGACGGCUGGCUCGACGACUAGACGAAUCGACCAUCACAAAUCGCCGCAGGUCCCCUCCAAGUAGAGCAAUCGCUAGACAAGCUUAUUUAUUCAAACAUCAGACAUUUAAAUGAAAAAAGAAAAACCCGAUAGUCACAAUAUCACAAUAUCAGUAAAUCAGUAAUCCGAAAAACAAGAACGUAAUUUUAACAUUGCAAAUUUCUCCUUUCUAUGCCAAUCGAACAAAACAAAAAAAAAACCUACAAAAUGGAUAAUGUCUUGUAAAUAACUGAAACGAACGAAACCAAUAUCAAAUCAAAUCAACAUUCCACGAAACUCAAAUGCGAUGCCGCUUAGGUCAAGAGCGUUUUAUGCAUCUGGAGAAGCAGACCCGGAUCUAAGUGGAGCAUUCAGCGGAAGCAUUCACCAUACGAAAUAAUAUUAAUGCAUAAUGAUAAUGGCUUUUUUUUUUGUGUUAGCAUGUACGAGAGAAAUCUAAUUUAAACUAAGCAAAGAAAAUACACAUACACAGGCAAACACUCAACACAUUUUUAGCGCGUAAGUCGGAGAGAUCAGAUGGUAUGGAUUAAUUAAUUUAUUGUAAUGAAAAGCUAGCAAAACGAUAGGCAACAUUUGUCCGAAAUUUCAAUUUUAAUUAACUUUCGAUAGAACGAACAAAAAAAUACAUAGUAUAUAUAUAUAUAUACGUAUAUAUACGUUUAAUGCAGCGAAUGCAAACGGAAAUUCGAAAUUCAUUUGUUUCUCUUACCGAUUGAUUAACGAUAAAUGAUUAUAUUGUGAUAUCUAAAUUAAUUAACGUAUUGGACUAGAGAGCGAGAACGAGAGCAAAUAGAAAUUGAUAUUAGCAAAGGGCAUUUGCUGUAAUACUAACUGAAGCAAAAAAGUUGAAAACGAAAAAAAGAAGCAAGCAAAAACACACACACAGAGAGACACACUAAGCAAAUAUAUAGUCUAUAUAUUAUAUAUAUAUUUAAUUAAAUGUACUUCUUUGGAAUUCAAACUAGGCUAAGUGAAAACUUGAAUACUCUUGUCAAAUGAAAAAUGAUUGAAAACGGCAGAGCAGCAGCACGAUUAGAAGAGAGACGCACUAGACCCCAAGCGGCUGUGGCUCUCUCGCUCAGACGGAGGCACACACACACAAACACGCAGACACACACACACUCAGUCCCGAUGCACAGACUAGGAUGCACAACCCCCAUAGAUAUACCACCCACUUUAGCUUCACCCUAAACCCUCAGCGUUUCAAACCGAAAGACUUGGGCCGAUCAAUGGCGUCCACCCCCCAAAAACUAGGUAACCUGCCCCGGGAAAAAAAGAGAAAAAAUAAUAGAUUUUAGGACGGGGUCAGGCAGCCACAAAGACUAUCUUAACUAUCCUAUAUACUACUACUACUAUAUUCCGAACUCCUUAACUUUAAACCCUCGUAACACAAAGCAACAAUGGAACAAUGAACACGAGCACUUGUGGCGUACGUAAUACGAAUCACACUUAAUAUAUGUAGACACAUGCAUAUUUUAUCAGCUAAAGAUUAAUGUAAAACCACAA